UGCGUAUAUCCCCAGAUCAUAUACAGGCAGUGUCUUGCUUGAUGCGGAUUCAAGGCUCAUCUGUCUUGGUGAUGUUUGGAUUGAUAUUACCGGUGAGAGUCUGAUGAGCCUACGACUUCGGCCCUCGCAAUGCCUGGUAUCGAGUCUCAUGGCGAGUUUCUAAGGCACGCUGUUCUAGAAACUGUCGUCCCUCACGCCACUGAUAUAGAUAUUGAGGGCGCGUUGAGUUCUGCGUUAGAAGGAGGCGCUGAGGACCUAUCGGAGGUUUUAUCUUCCAUACAUCAGCGCUCACUUUUAUUUUUUGAUGAGUUUGUCAACGCCCGCAUCGUCCUUAGAUUAUCGAAUUGCUCGGAACAUGCCUUGAAGACACUUCUGCCACGACUGGACGUCAGACUAGAUGCAUUUGUUGUCAACCCAGUGGAUCCAAACAGCGAAGGGACCACGCCUACGAGGGAUCUGAUUUUUUCAGGGGUUGUUAGUGAAAACGAGGAUCCCCUGAUAGUUGUCAACGCUUUUGAGGGAGAUGAAGAGAAGGGAAAUCAUGUCUACGUUAUAUGGAAGAUCGAGGCCUUUCUGAAUCGACCGCGCGUCCGCAUUCAGUAUCCAUCGGUCAUCUUCACGGCGUCCGCAACUUUGAAUCCACCAAAAGUCUCAGAGCACAACAACCGCGACGAUAGGUAUCUUCAAAGCCUUGUUCCUGCGUCCAGCAAUGUCUUUGAGCCAUUAGCCGCGGACCCUACUUUGGGCACAGAGAGUCCUUUCCUCCCAGCUUCUAGGCUUCUACGGGUGGUACCGGCGCAACACACUGAGGAACCAAUCUACAAUAUCCAGCAACAAACAGAGCAUCCGACGCGGAUUGUCCCUGCUGCCAGCGCAAGGAUCCGCUACUCGCGGCUCAAUAGUUAUUCAAGCAGACCCACGACAAUCGCAAGUCUCGACUUUGAAGUCACUCCGUUCUUGACUUGUGAAGUUGUCCUGGAACAGGCGAAGCUGGAUUUGUCCGAUGGUAAUGUUGAGACAAUAUCAGAUAUCCCAGGCUUGGCCCUGCCCAUUACUUGUCGUCCGCGAGAUGACGUUACCUUGGUCUACAAGCUGACACCCGAGUAUGGACCGGAAACUAAUCCUUCAACCACUGCGAUGGUCAGCACCCUGGACAUUGCUCUUGCAGGUGUUAUCAAUCUGUCGGAUGAUUGUAGGCCAAAGAUAUCCAUGCAGUGGCGGACGAACGUCGACUUCUCACUUCCUCUCAACCCGACCUUUGGAGCACCAAGCCAGGUUUUGCAGAGAAAUAAACGUCCUGCAAGUCUGCCGAUGCUUCCAGGCCAGGCGGGUCUCCCUCCCUCCCUUCCCCCUUCCAACCGCAGUUCUCUUCGUGAGCGUGCUUAUUCCACCACUGAUCUGGGAGUUACGAUAUCAUUUUCCGGGCCCGUCAGUGUCGAGGUGAGCAAGCCGUUCUACUGGGACGUCUUCAUUGUGAACCGGUCGGGGAUCCCUCGCAAGUUUACAAUGACCGCAAUCCCGCGCAGGAAGCGGCCGGAUCCACGGAAACAUGUCGCCCGACCAUCGUCCGCAUCUGCUACUAGCCGUAAGGAAGACCAAGUGGCAGAAGCGGUCACAGAUGACAACAUUAUCCACGCUAUGCAAAAGACAGCCGCUGGUCAGGAUGCGGAGUUGAUCUGUUUGAGUACCGAUAUCAGAGUGGGACCACUGCUCCCAGGGACCUGCCAUUCGACUGAGGUGAAACUGCUUCCUUUAGCAGCAGGCUCACUGCAUCUGGAAGCGGUCCGUCUUGUGGAUGUAAACACGAACGAAACGACCGAUAUCAGGGAUCUUCCGGACAUAUUAGCGUUUGAACGGAAGCAUGUAUGAUGAAGUUAAUGUGUAUAUAAUAAACGUUUCAACUGUGACCCCGUGGGGUUCCAGUUGAUCCUUACUCUAGAUCCUUGUCAGCAUAGACGAUUUGUGCGGCGUCAGCAGAAUUCAGAUUACGAGUCACAUUACUCCUCUAGGUUCCUUAUUCAUGUGGUAAACCGUUAAAGAGUCCGUCUAUUGUCACCAAUCUAGGGUAAAAAUCCGCCUGUGGAAGAUUCAUAGUGAUGAUACCAUCUCUCAAAGAGUGCGGGAGGCGUAAAAGCGGCGCCAAGGUCGCAACGGUCGAGGCUCACAGGCUCCAUCCAAGCCUGCCGCGUCCGCCCCCUUCGUCGGCUGUUAAUACCUCA
Molecule: messenger RNA, 2219 nt
Organism: Paecilomyces variotii
Lineage: Eukaryota; Fungi; Ascomycota; Eurotiomycetes; Eurotiales; Thermoascaceae
Product: TRAPP trafficking subunit Trs65-domain-containing protein
Exons: 4
Coding region: 130-1869 (579 amino acids)
Biological process (GO): intra-Golgi vesicle-mediated transport
Cellular component (GO): TRAPPII protein complex; trans-Golgi network
Source: RefSeq, a predicted model, not a curated record